This is a messenger RNA of Iphiclides podalirius (scarce swallowtail), 1572 nucleotides long. NCBI's taxonomy places the organism in Eukaryota, Metazoa, Arthropoda, Insecta, Lepidoptera, Papilionidae. The record is from the annotation of a GenBank genome assembly.
AUGGGUCACCGUGUGCCACGGUAUUCAAGCUUACUCUGGGGAGUUUGCAUACCAAGUUCCUGCAGCAGCCACGACCUUGAAGAGGAGAUGUCAAGGAAACUUUCUAGUCUCGACAUAUCAGUGAGAGUUCACAACACAAUGUGCACAGUCAAGGAUUUCCACAGGCCCUAUUCUCUUGGAAAAACGCUUUCGAUAUCAUUCUUCCUCGCAAUCAUCCUGCUACUGAGCUUGGGGACGAUAUUAGACGACGGGAAAGAGGGCGUGACCAAUUUCGAGAAGCUUCUGAACGCUUUUUCUCUGAAACGUAAUUUGAGAAAAGUGUUUGACCUGUCCGACGCCCCUUCAAGGGUGAAAGGAGUGGAUGCAUUCAGGGGGAUAAACGCUUUCGCCCUGCUACUAGCUCAUAAGUCGAUGGCGAUGGCGCACAACCCCUACGUAAAUAAGACCAGCUUUUCGGCGGUGUUCGGCAUGCCGUGGGCAGUAAUAGGCCGCUCUGCUAUUGUCUACACGGACAGUUUUCUGUAUCUAAGCGGUUUCUUGAAUGCGCACAACCUCCUUCAAGAGUUGGAAAGCAAAGGCACCAUUGACAUGAAGAAAAGAUUGCUUGCAAGGUGGUUCAGAUUGUUCCCGCUUUUCCUGAGCCUCAUGCUGUUCUGUACUUACAUCCUUCCGGACAUUAACAACGGUCCCCAGUGGAACCUAGUCGUUGAGGAGCACAGCAGAGUCUGCGAAAAGAACAUGUGGAGGAGCUUCCUGUUCAUUCAUAAUUACUUCGGAUUCGAGGAAAUGUGCCUCACUCAUACGCAUCAAAUCGGGAUGGAUGUGCAGCUGUACGUGGCCACCUUACCCCUUAUGCUCUUCCUGUGGAAAUUCAGAGCGUUGGGUUGGCUCCUGGUAGUCACAAUCGCCGUCGGCUCGACCGUCCUCAGAUACCUGGCCAUACAUUGGUACGACAUCAGCAUGUUCGUGUACUACGGCAUUUCUGUUCAAAAAUUGCUGGACGCAGCCAGGUACUCUUACAUUUUACCGACCCAUCGUGCCACAAUAUACCUCAUCGGAGUCGUAAUGGCCUACAUCAUAAGAUCGAAGAAAUUGGACUUCAAGCUCAGUGAUACACAAGUUCGGCUACUAUGGGCUUCUUGCUUCGGUCUUGCUGCUUUCACAAUAGCAAGCCCCUACCAAAUGGGACUCGAAGGGUACCAGUAUGAGCACUUCCCGGCGGCGCUGUUCGCAGCAUUUUCGCCAGUUAUGUGGGGACUGUCCAUGUGCAUUGCGCACUGGGCUAUUUGCAAUGACUAUGCAGGCGUCGGGGCGGCGUUCGUGGAUUCGAGGGCGUUCAAAUUCUUCAACAAGAUAGCGUACGGAGUCUACCUGACUCAAUUCCCGAUAUUCUUCUACAACGUCGGCGUUCAGAGGCACGCCGAGUUUUACACACCUCUAUUACUCAUGCACGCACCGGAGAUGCUGGUCGUCCUGGUGGUCUCUAUUGUAGCGACGGUGACCAUUGAGAUGCCAUUCAAUCAAGUCUAUAGGAUAUAUUUCGGUAAAUCACAGACAAAAUUAAAGGACAAA